AGAUUUAAGAUACAAUACAAUAAUGCCUGCUCAGCAUAAAUGUGCGCUACUAUCAUCAAGACCUAAUAACCAAUUCGGCGGUUUUUCAUCUGAAUCUGUAGGAUGUGUUUCAUGGUUUCGAAAAUUAAGAUUAUGGUGUAGCAUUAGCGAAAAUCAUCCAAAAUGUCAACAAUAUUUUAUUGGUAUGGCUGCUAUAACUAAAGAAAGGAGAAGACAAUUUCGUCUGGCGUCAUGUUGGAUAAUUCAUCCUUUCAGUGAUGUCAGGUUUAUGUGGGAACUACUGAUGAUAGUGAUAUACUUGAUAGCCUUUGUGACAAUUCCAUUUAUGAUAUGUUUUAUUAUAAUGGAUUAUGAGGCAAUUUAUUAUGAUAAAAUUAAUCUAGCUAUUUAUGCUAUCUGCUGGUUGGACAUAAUAAUCAAUUGUAUUACUGGAAUACACGAUUCCAAGAGUAUGAAAGUUGUGUUUGAUCAAGGAGCAAUCAUCAAAUCCUAUAUGAAAGGAUUUCUUGUACUCGAUAUUGUUACCUCCUUACCAUAUGAUCACAUUACUGCAGCAUGGCGUAAGGUGCCAGGUCCUGGUGCAUCUCUUAUAGUAGCAGUUAUCAAUGUUUUACCUACAUUAAAGAUUAUACGUUACUUUACACUUCAUUCAUAUAUUCUUCAAUUAUUCGCACAUUCUAUGAAUAAUAAUUGGUCAUAUCAAAUGUCCACAACCUUGUUAUUAUCGGGUUAUGUAAUCUAUUGGUUUUCUUGUUUCUGUUAUAUUAUACCAAUAUUCACGAUGUAUAUUCUUCAAGUUACUAUUGAGAAUUGCCCAGAUUGUUGGAUAAGUAAUAUUCAAGGACAGGGAAUAGCUGCAAAAUUUCGACAUGCACUAUAUAUAGUUGUAGAUAAUUUUACAGCAAGUGGUUAUGGAAUUUUUCCACCUAUUGCGGAGGGACAUUCUCUAUUCUGUACAUUUUUACUGCUUGCUGGUCGAAUAUUCGAAUGCUACAUAACGAUUAUAUUUCUUCAAAUUAAGUCGAAUUCCCAAGAGCCCGAGGCAAAAUUUCAAGAAAUAAUAAAUCAACUAUCAGCCUACAUAUGGCAAAAACAAUUACCGCCGUACAUGAAAAAGCGAUUGCUACUAUAUUAUCGAUUUCGGUUUAGAAAGAGUUAUUUUCGAGAGAGGAUGAUCCUUUCCUCCUUACCUGAUCAACUACGACAAGAGAUUGUUCUGUACUCGUGUCAACGUUUAGUGGAAAAUGUAGCAAUUUUUCAAAAUCUUCCACAAGACGUUUUGACGUCUAUUGUAACUAACUUGAAAUUGGAAUUAUAUUUGCCAAACGAUAUAAUUGUAAAAGCCAGUACACAUGGGGAUUGCAUGUUCUUCUUAUCCAGCGGUACAGUGGCAGUUUUUACGCCAACGGGAAAAGAGAUCUGCCAUUUAGACGAUGGAGCAUAUUUCGGUGAAGUUGCAUUACUUGUACAAGAUCAACGAAGAGUGGCAAGUGUCGUGGCUAUUGACAUAUGUGAAGUUUAUCGACUUGAUCGACGAGACUUUCGAAAAUCUAUCGCAGUGCAAAGUGACCUAUUCGCCAAAAUAGAGCGUAUAGCUACAGAAAGAAUGGAAAAGACGGUUUUAGUGGAGGAGCAGCAUAAGCGACUGUUGCAACAAAAAAGUGGUCGUUUUUCGAGUUUGACACGUGGUCGUUACUACAGAAAAAUGUGAAUCUGAAUGAAGAAAUAGUUUCAGUUGUAACUGGUAGUAGGAUAUAUUCUAUAAUCAAAUUUAUUCGUCAUAAAAUAAAAAAAAAUAUUAUAAU
This is a messenger RNA of Cephus cinctus (wheat stem sawfly), 1805 nucleotides long. RefSeq names its product potassium/sodium hyperpolarization-activated cyclic nucleotide-gated channel 1. The coding region runs from base 23 to 1711 and encodes 562 amino acids. The transcript is spliced from 8 exons. The record is from RefSeq and is a predicted model, not a curated record. Lineage: Eukaryota; Metazoa; Arthropoda; Insecta; Hymenoptera; Cephidae.